AUGGCACAGCGGACAGGGAGAUCCGUUCUCCUUGCUGGGACGCCUCUGCGCUCCGUCAAGAGGUCAGCUGCAUCACAGGAUGCGCGGCCACGAUGUCGGGCCUGCAAAGCAAGCUCCCGGGAAGCUGCAGUCAGUGCUGCUGCCAUAAAAGCUGCUGGCCAAAGGGGCCGAUGGAGCUCAGCUUUGGCACAGCUGGCAGAAAUGGAGCUCCAGCAACUCCCAGCAUCUCCGGCUCACUUCGGGGCCGCGAUGUCCGCGUGCGCUUUCGGGCGACAGUGGCAGCGAGUGCUCGGACUCCUCUGGCGCAUGCCCGAACGACAACUGAGCCCGGAUGCGGCCUGCUUUGGGGUGGCGGCCGGUGCCUGUGAAAGAGCUGGACACCACGUACUCUCUAGCGGCCUCCUGGCUGAAAUGUGCCAAGCUCCUGGUCAGAAUCGCAAGACUCUUACCAUCGGGUUCACGAAUGCAAUGACCGAAGCCUUUCGCGGAUCAGAUUGGGGCAGAGCUCUCCAGCACUUCAGCGACUCAGUGGAGAUGAGGUUGGCGCUGGACAUUACUGCAUACAGUGCUGCCUUGGCCGCAUGUCAGAAAGGCGCCGCAUGGCUGGAAAGCUUGGAGAUCCUCAGAAAGCUAAAGAAGGACGAGGUGUCACCGGCCAAUGCGUCUAGCGUGCUGGUUGCGUGUUCUGCUGCGCUGGGUGCAUGCGCACAUGGUGCUCAUUGGGAGCAUGCUUUGGAGCACCUCGCCUUCGCCCAGCACCUCGCGAGCAUGAGUCAAGAGGUCAGCCAACCAUUUCUGGUUGCCCUGCAUGGAGCAGUGGGUGUCUUUGCGGAAGCCCGUCGCUGGGAGCAGGCACUUGAACUGCUGCCACAGAUGCAGAAGGAAUUCGCUGGUCACUCGGGUAUCCCACUGACCACCUUCCGUGCUGCCAAUGCCACGGCAGCUGCUUGUGGGCGGAGCCUGGCGUGGCGAAAGGCAUGCCUGUUGCUUUCCCUCGACACUGACGGCCUGGACAGCCUGGAGCCCUCGGACUUGGCCUCCUUCAAUGCCUCCAGGAGCAUCGGCCUGUUCCUAGCGUCAACGGCCUGCGAAAGAAGCCAAGUCGCGCACAGGUCGCUGAGCUGGAUGGACAGAUCGGCCAAGUCUUGGCAUGCCGCAAAGGCGGCAGCCGGCUCCGGGAUCCCUUCCCUGGCAGCAGAUUUGGCUCCAGUGGCGACUGCAUUGCUGAAUUCAGCGUCCUUGUGCAAAGACAGCAUUACAAGGUUCUUCGGUCGAAGCACCUUUCAGCCGCUGCUACGAUGCCUCGUUGACAUGACUCGACACACUACGGGUUGGAACUCGCAAUCGCGAGUGGGCGAAUUGGGAUUGGACGGGCUAACAGACGUCGGACUGCUGUAUGGGCGCCUGGCCAUUGCGUCACUGGGUGCAGCUCUCCAUCGUCGCCAUCCGCAGCAGGGAUGUGGGCUACUGCGGGGAAAAGGCGACUCACGUGGCACGCGAUGUGGAAGCGGACAGGUCGAUGCGGCAGAAUGCGUGUAG
Molecule: messenger RNA, 1539 nt
Organism: Symbiodinium sp. CCMP2592
Lineage: Eukaryota; Dinophyceae; Suessiales; Symbiodiniaceae
Source: the annotation of a GenBank genome assembly